Messenger RNA from Trichomonas vaginalis G3, 345 nucleotides. RefSeq lists its product as uncharacterized. The transcript has a single exon. Bases 1 to 345 code for a protein of 114 amino acids. The record is from RefSeq and is a predicted model, not a curated record. NCBI's taxonomy places the organism in Eukaryota, Parabasalia, Trichomonadida, Trichomonadidae.
AUGAAUCGUUCUGAUGCAGAGGUUGCUGAAUUAAUGGCUUGGCGUAGGGAGCACCAUUUAUGCGCCGAUAGGGAAGCAACUGCAGGUAUUACUAUGGAAUAUAUCGAACGCGAACCAAAGAAUUUUCAUUUUUUCAACUACGACCCAACGUUGGGCCCAACUGAUUUAUCAAAUGUCAGUCUAAAGCGUGAUGAAAAUCAGGAUACUGCCGUAUUUUCUAUUCCUCUUUCCUUCACCGAAUCUUCUAAAACUAAAUACAUUAGCCAUGGUAGAAGCGAAUUGGGAUUAGAUCUCCAAUCAGUUCUUACACCACAUAAUGGCACAAUAUAUCCACUUGUAAAAUGA